CAUACGCUGAGUUCAUGCUGGUAAAGCGCGCCAACAGCAUUUGGUAGGAAGUACGUUGUGCUGAAAGAUUAUCAAACUUAUUCUUUUUAAAGAAUAUGCCGUCCACAAGCAAAGCGUCCUUACCUUCUAGAAACUUGCCGUGGGUGGAGAAGUACAGACCACAAACACUGGAUGACCUGAUUUCGCAUCAAGACAUCCUGAGUACAAUUCAAAAGUUUAUUAGUGAAGACCGUCUUCCACACCUCCUCUUCUAUGGACCUCCUGGUACGGGAAAGACCUCCACCAUUCUGGCUUGUGCCCGGCAACUAUAUAAAGAUAAAGAAUUUAAUUCUAUGGUCUUGGAGCUGAAUGCAUCAGAUGACAGAGGAAUUGAUGUUGUACGAGGACCCAUCUUGAGUUUUGCCAGUACCAGGACCAUUUUCAAGAAGGGUUUCAAAUUGGUUAUACUCGACGAAGCUGAUGCCAUGACCCAGGAUGCACAGAACGCUUUGAGACGAGUCAUUGAGAAGUUCACAGAGAACACCAGAUUCUGUCUGAUCUGCAACUACCUCUCCAAGAUCAUCCCUGCCCUUCAGUCACGAUGCACCAGGUUCCGCUUUGGCCCCUUGUCCCAAGAUCAGAUCAUCCCACGACUGGAGCAUGUUAUCCAGCAGGAGAGCAUUGACAUAACACCAGAGGGAAUGAAGGCUGUUGUCAUGUUAUCCACAGGAGAUAUGAGAAAAGCACUGAACAUCUUACAGAGCACCAGCAUGGCAUACGGGAAGGUAACCGAGGACACGGUGUACACCUGCACAGGCCAUCCACUCAAGUCUGAUAUCGCUAACAUUCUGGACUGGGCCCUGAACAAGGACUUCACUUCCGCAUAUAAGCAAAUUCUGCACCUGAAAACGCUCAAGGGCUUGGCACUGCAAGAUAUCCUGAGCGAAGUCCACCUCCUCAUACACAGAGUGGACUUCCCACCAUCCAUCCGAAUGGGCUUGCUCAUUAAACUGGCAGACAUUGAAUACAGGUUAGCUUCUGGAACCAGUGAGAAGAUCCAGCUGAGCUCUAUGGUUGCUGCUUUCCAGUCAGUUCGGGACAUUAUGGUUGCUGAUGCGUAGACACUGCCUUGUG
Scleropages formosus (Asian bonytongue) is the source of this 1113-nucleotide messenger RNA. RefSeq names its product replication factor C (activator 1) 5 (gene rfc5). Gene Ontology annotation, cellular component: DNA replication factor C complex; nucleus. The coding region runs from base 96 to 1100 and encodes 334 amino acids. The transcript has 11 exons. Lineage: Eukaryota; Metazoa; Chordata; Actinopteri; Osteoglossiformes; Osteoglossidae. Gene Ontology annotation, molecular function: ATP hydrolysis activity; ATP binding; DNA clamp loader activity. The record is from RefSeq and is a predicted model, not a curated record. Gene Ontology annotation, biological process: DNA repair; DNA-templated DNA replication.